Messenger RNA from Pogona vitticeps (central bearded dragon), 1772 nucleotides. Lineage: Eukaryota; Metazoa; Chordata; Lepidosauria; Squamata; Agamidae. The record is from RefSeq and is a predicted model, not a curated record.
CUCCUCCUCCUUCCUUCACUUUCCUUACAAGGCUGACGGCGAGAAGCUUCCCGCCCUCCGAAAAAGAGCGGAGCGAAGGCUGGUAGCGGACGGCGGUGUAGGCGGAGAGGAGCCCGCUGCAGCGGCGGGCUUUCCGAGCCAGGAGUCGUCCUGGCGCAGUCCUGGCCGAAGGGGGCAAGGUAGCCAAAAAGAGUCUCUAUGGGAGGAGAAGCUGUGAAUUGUGAUCCCAAUGAAUCAUUCUGAAUUGCUCUCAAGGUAUCUCACCAAGGCAUUCCUCAUGACAGAUCCACCCUGCAUGUUUGAGAGAAGGGAGAGGUGAUGAAGAUGGAAAUGCUGCGCCGCUCUUCUGUCUUCGCUGCAGAGGUGAUGGAAGUGUUUGACCGGACCCCCACUGACAAGGAGCUUGUGUCUCAGGCCAAGGUGCUCUGCAGAGACUAUAUCCACUCCAGGCUGAUUCGGGCUGGCAUUGGCUGGAACAAGCCUGAGCACAGUGUGCCUGUUCCCGGUGGCAAAUUAGCAGAAGUGUCCAGCAUACUUCUUAGAUUAGGUGAUGAGUUGGAGUACAUUCGACCCAACCUUUAUCGGAACGUUGCGCGGCAACUAAACAUCUCCUUACACUCAGAAACGGUGGUGACAGAUGCCUUCUUAGCAGUGGCAACACAGAUCUUUUCCUCAGGUAUAACAUGGGGUAAGGUUGUAUCUCUCUAUGCUGUGGCAGCGGGCCUUGCUGUGGACUGUGUGAGACAUGCCCAGCCAGCCAUGGUCCAUACCAUUGUGGAUUGCUUGGGUGAAUUUGUACGCAAGACCUUGGUGACGUGGAUGAAGAGGAGAGGAGGCUGGACUGACAUAACAAAAUGCGUGGUGAAUACUGAUCCCAACCUUCGGUCCCAUUGGCUUGUGGCUGCCAUUUGUAGCUUUGGUCACUUCCUAAAGGCCAUCUUCUUUGUGCUGUUACCCGAAAGAUGAUGUUCAGUGGCCCAGUGAAGCCCCUUCUUUUUCUCAAGGACACAGCUUACACAGAGAAGGGGAAGAAAUCAGAGGAAGAGAGGCCAUCAAAUUUAGAUCCCACUCUUCUGGCUUCCCUAUCUGCCUCAUUGAGAAGACUCUUUUCUUCCACAAUGGGAAAACAUUUCUUCAGCUCACUUCCUGCAGCCAGCACCCUUUGCACUUUGAGAGUGCCUUUGGAUUGCAUUCACAAGUUUGGAAGACUUGCAGGCUUGCUGAUUAGUUAUUUAUUUGUUUUCUCUUCUACAAGUUGUUUCAUUUUUAUGCAUGUAAAAAAGAAAAGUAUGCAAUCAUAGUUGGAGCUGCUGUUGAAAGAAAAAAGACUCCAUUUCUACUGUAUCAACUGCUUCAUUUUCAGAUUGUCACAUCCUUCACUAAACCUUAUUCCUCAAACCCUUGAUUAAUGAGGUAACAUGGAAAGUUUCUCUAAUAGGAUGACAUUUUUAUGAUUACCUUAAGUGACAGAAUCGCCAUAACUGCUUUCUAAGGGGAGUGGGACAGGCACAAAUAAGAGAUCUGUCUACCACAUUUUACUGUUUUCUUACCUAGGAUGGGGAGAAUCCAGGACAUAGAAUUUGGAAUCCAGUAAAAAUCUCUGAAAGGAACAAGUAGUUAAGGUGAGAUACUAGAGAUCCCAUUAGCAAAAUGUAUCCAUGAGGCAAAUACAAAGAGCUACCAGUGGGUUGUAUCCUCUACAGUGCAGUUACCCUGUACACAAAGUGUGACUUUUACUUCUGUUGUGGUAAUAAAAUGCUGAUUGAAUAUUU